Drosophila novamexicana is the source of this 1613-nucleotide messenger RNA. RefSeq names its product mannose-1-phosphate guanyltransferase beta (gene Gmppb). The transcript has 4 exons. Bases 335 to 1450 code for a protein of 371 amino acids. Gene Ontology annotation, biological process: cell wall mannoprotein biosynthetic process; GDP-mannose biosynthetic process. NCBI's taxonomy places the organism in Eukaryota, Metazoa, Arthropoda, Insecta, Diptera, Drosophilidae. Gene Ontology annotation, cellular component: cytoplasm. Gene Ontology annotation, molecular function: GTP binding; mannose-1-phosphate guanylyltransferase (GTP) activity. The record is from RefSeq and is a predicted model, not a curated record.
AAAACAGCCCGCGCACAGCUAAAACAUUUGCGUAGUUUUAUACCUAAUCAAAUUCAAGUUGUAUAUAAGCAAACAAAAUACUGCAUGACAUAGUUAAGCACACACAUAACACACACGCACACCCUAUUCUACGUGCAAGCAGCGACGCUCCCAAUAAGAACGCGCCAACAACAACAAUAAAAAGCCAACAACAAGCGGCUUAUCAACAACAGCAGCAGCAACAGCAGCAGCGACAGCAACAACAACAGUCAACGAUUGUCGCGAUCCGCACACAACGCUGUGUGCUGACUAAUUUCUGUUGAUUCUGUGACGUGUCCCAGUUACCACGAUUGCAAUGUGCGGCUCACCCAAUAUAGCUGCCGGCAGCGGCGCCCGGGCACUCAUCCUGGUGGGCGGCUAUGGCACACGACUGCGUCCGCUGACGCUGAGCACACCCAAGCCCCUGGUGGAGUUCGCCAACAAGCCCAUAUUGCUGCAUCAGCUGGAGGCGCUCGUCGAUGCGGGCUGUCGUCAAGUCAUAUUGGCGGUCAGCUAUCGGGCCGAGCAAAUGGAGCAGGAACUGAAAGUGGAAGCGGACAAAUUGGGCGUCGAGUUGAUCUUUUCACAUGAAAGCGAACCCCUGGGCACAGCCGGCCCCCUGGCGCUGGCCAAGCCACUAUUGACAGCCAGUGCGGAACCAUUCUUUGUCCUUAACUCGGAUGUUAUUUGUGAUUUCCCGUUCAAGCAGCUAAUGCAGUUCCAUCGCAAUCAUGGCAAACAAGGCACCAUUGUGGUGACCAAAGUCGAGGAGCCCUCCAAAUAUGGUGUUGUGCUCUACGAUGAGCUCGGCUGCAUUAAGAAUUUCAUUGAGAAACCGCAAGAGUUUGUCAGCAACAAAAUCAACGCGGGCAUUUACAUAUUCAAUCCCACCGUGCUGGACCGCAUCGAGGUGAAGCCCACGUCUAUUGAGAAGGAAGUGUUUCCGGACAUGGCGCUGCAGCAGGAGCUCUAUGCCAUGGAACUGAACGGUUUCUGGAUGGAUAUUGGACAACCCAAAGACUUUCUUACCGGUAUGUGCCUCUACCUCAGCUCGCUGCGACAGAAGCAAUCGACCAAGCUGUACACAGGAUCCGGCGUCGUUGGCAAUGUGCUGGUCGAUCCGUCGGCCAAGAUUGGCGAGGGCUGUCGCAUCGGACCAAAUGUAACCAUUGGGCCCGAUGUGGUCAUCGAAGAUGGCGUUUGCAUCAAGCGUUCGACCAUACUGAAAGGUGCCAUUGUACGCUCGCACUCCUGGCUGGACUCCUGCAUUGUGGGCUGGCGCAGCACCGUCGGGCGCUGGGUGCGCAUCGAGGGCAUCACCGUACUGGGCGAGGAUGUUAUCGUUAAGGACGAGCUGUACGUGAACGGCGGCCAGGUGCUGCCGCACAAGAGCAUUGCGGCUAGCGUGCCCGAGCCCCAGAUCAUCAUGUGAAUCUGGAAGCAGUUACUCCAAUUAGUGUGGCCUACUGUAAAUAUUAUUAAUUAUUUCAUUUUCGUAUGCGACAUUUGCCUUGUCUCUGUUUAAAUGUUUCUAACGUUUAAGCCGAAUGUUUGUCAAUAUUCUAAACACAAAAACAACAAAAAAAAAAAAAAAA